UUACUUCUAUGAUAGUUACAUUUUGAAUGUUUGGAAAGGUUCUGUUUCAGUUCUCACAAUUCUUACAUUAACAUCAGAUGAAGAAACAUGCGGUACGUGCAUAGAAAAAUCAGCAAUUUUCACUUCUCUAUCAAUUUGCCUUACUUCCUGAGGCAGAGAGACAAGAGGAUGUCGGACAUUUACGUCGACAAGAUUUUUUCCAAGGCUGUAAUAUAUCCUGUUGCGAAGAACAGAGAGAUGAGGCACAAUCAUGGAGACUUGUCGAGUAAUUGCUGGGAGUCACUGAGAAUACAUUAGUGACCAAAGUGAAUUUAUGUAUCGUCAAAGGAGGGAGGGAGGGAUGGUAGGCGGUGCUCCAGGCACCCAAGAACAGCCUGUGCAACAGUGGGAAUAGAGAUUGGGGGAAUAGGAGAGUGAGGGGUUAAGUGCUUGUAAGUGUGCCUGGCAUCAUACAGAAACGGUCCAAGUGCUAGAGAGAAUGCUAGGGAGUGAGAUGCUGGAAAAGGAUGUAAAAGGGCGAGGCAUCUGCAUGACUGUGUCUGGACACACGGAUGUCACCCGCAACCAUGCUGAGCCCCAAGAUAAAACAGGUUCGCCGAGGCCUUGCUCUCCUCUUGACCGGGAGAAAGUGCUGAAGGCAGGCUGGCUGAAGCGACGGCGCAUUAUCAUGAAAAACUGGCAACUACGGUGGUUUGUCCUCAAGGCUGACAUUUUGUAUUUCUACAAAGACCAGAAUGAAACCAAGGAACAGGGUUGCAUUCAUCUCAAAGGCACCCAGGUGAAUGAGCUGACCACCAAUCAAGAUGAUUCAGGCCGUCAUUUAUUUGAAAUUGUUCCAGGAGGUGAUGCAGAACGCGAUCGCAACCAUGAAUCGUUCUUGCUGAUGGCUAACUCCGAGAGCGACUUGGAGGAAUGGGUCAGAGCGAUACACAGAGCAAUAUGGGCCCCACUUGGAGGAGGUAUCUUCGGCCAGCACUUAGAGGAGACUAUGCUUAAUGAGGCACAGUGUGGUCCGCAACGAAGGGUGCCGGCGCUGGUUGAGCGGUGCGCGUGCUUCAUACGUGACCACGGCCUUCGAGAAGAAGGCCUUUUCAGGGCCCCAGGCCAGACCAGUCAUGUUAGAGAACUGCAGGAUGCGUUUGACCGUGGUGAGAGUCUGUUGUUUGACAGUAGCACUGACGUCCACACGGUGGCGUCACUCCUGAAGCUUUAUUUACGGGAGCUGCCGGAGCCGGUCAUCCCUUUCACCAAGUAUGCACAGUUUCUCUCUUGUGCAUUGCUACUCAACAAGGACAGAGAAAUGGGUAUCAUAGCGCUUGGCAAGCAGGUGAAAUCACUUCCCAAGGUCAACCACAACCUUCUUGAAUACAUCUGUCGGUUUCUCGAUGAAGUCCAGUCUCAUUCCGAUGCCAAUAAGAUGAACGUCCAGAACCUCGCCACUGUAUUCGGCCCAAACGUGCUUCGACCCAGAGUGGAGGAUCCCGUUACCAUGAUGGAGGCAAGUUCUCAGGUGCAACAGCUGAUGACUGUGCUGAUCAGUGAAAAUGCCAGACUUUACCAGCUGGAAAACACUGAUACUAUGAUCGAGAAUUCUUUGCUGCAUCAAAAUGAUUCCAUCCAUAGAGGCAAAGUGGAAUGGCUUAAACAAGAGCCCGCCGAAUAUCCAGUGGAAUCUAACACAGGUGCGGAAAUACCUCAAAAAACUCCUCAACCUUGUACACCCUCGAAGGACAAUAAGCUUACACCAUCCAUCACUACCUCUGAGCCCGAUGAAAGUGUUCUAGUGAAGAGUAAGGCAGAGGAGAAUGGGGUCGGUCACCCAAAUCACAAAGAAGAGGCCAGCGCUAGCCCCGCUAAGCAGGCCAGAGUCCUCUCUGCAUGGAAGUGCUCUUUUAAGGGCAGUUCCGUGGGGCCGAGGGGAAACAUCGGGGGAUCAGCGGGGGACGUGUCAGCAACAGGUGCUGGUAACUGGUUGAUGAAUGGCCUGUCGUCCCUCCGAGCACACAGGCGCACCACCUCAUCUGGCACAAAACUAAAAGACUCUGCUCCAUCGCUGAAGGAUUCGACCCUGUCGCUGAAAGAGACCAUAGCGAGAGACGCCGAGAAGGACGCCUCUUGGGCGCCGCCCUCUCAGAGAGCCCUUCACCAGUCGCAUCGAUUGUCCGCCUAUGAUAAUGUCGCUCCCUCCACACUAAGCUUACCGGCUCAAACCUCUUUAAUCUGGACUGCUUUUGAUAUCUCACUGGCUGAGCCGGAAGACGCCCAAAACACAGUGCGUGACGGUACAUCACCUCCAGAUCAUGAGCCAAGUACUGCUCAGAAUGACGUUCUAACAAACAUAGUAUUAGAGUUACAAGAAGAACUGAAGACACAGAGAAUCACCUUUGAAUGCAGCGCUCGCAAGUUGGAGGAGAACUGCCGUAAGCACCAGGCCCAAAUAAACAAACUUGAGGAGGAGCUCGACCAUGAGAGAAAGCGGUUCGACAUGUUGGAGAUCCGAUUCAGGAACUCGGAACGCGCACGCCAAGAUGCAGAGAACCGCAACGUGCUACUCCAAAGGGAGAUGGAAGACUUCUUUAAAACUCUAGAAGACUUGACAACAAAGCCCAACUAGACCGGAACAAUUUAUCAUCAUCAUCUGGUUUUAGCCAAGGUCAACACCUUGAAAAGCAGUUUCUCGACGCUCAUCAAUUGCUAUAUAGAAGUCGAGUGUCAAUUCAUACGGCUUAGAGCUUUGCCAAGGCCAAACAUUUUGCAUAGUUAGGAGGCAAAUUCCUGGUUAACAUGACAAAAACAGACAGGCGGUGCUAUUAUGAUUGCGGAUGGUUGACAGUUCUAUCGGUGCCAACGUGUCAAAUCUGCACUUUUAUCCAGAGUCUCACCAAAAUGUUAUGGGGUCUUUCUUGCCCGAUGCUCGGCCUGUUUUUGUGGAACUACUUCUUUGAAAUCUGUCACUUGGAUCCAUCCUUAUAUUUACUGUUAAAACAAAGCUAUGAGUGGCUUUCGCACAGUGCCGUUUGCCUACAGUGACCAACUAUAUUAGGGUGCCAAAAAUGUAUUACCUCUGGACAAUUCAAUUCUUUUUUUUUUUUUAAGCAUUGUUGCAUAACUUAUACAGUGUCUUCCCUUUUGGGAGAGCACCAGGGCUGGACUGGCACAAAAAAAUUGGUCCUGGCAUUUUGGCUCAGACCGACCUGCAAGCAGAAAUG
Molecule: messenger RNA, 3209 nt
Organism: Hippocampus comes (tiger tail seahorse)
Lineage: Eukaryota; Metazoa; Chordata; Actinopteri; Syngnathiformes; Syngnathidae
Gene: arhgap22a
Product: Rho GTPase activating protein 22a
Exons: 10
Coding region: 479-2614 (711 amino acids)
Biological process (GO): signal transduction; activation of GTPase activity
Cellular component (GO): focal adhesion
Molecular function (GO): GTPase activator activity
Source: RefSeq, a predicted model, not a curated record